UCCGGGGGUGCCGAAAAUGGGUGCGUUUGUGUUCCCGUGUUUUUCUCGUGGUUGCUAUCGGAGGAAGUUGACAGCCACACUGGAAACACUGAGUGCUCUGGCGCCGGCUAUAACAAGCCCCGACUGCUGUUUGUGAGGAUAUGCAUUCCUUGUGGUCUGUCCGUGGCACACAGGUCUGUGUGUAUCCUGCUUCUUUACCGUCUGCAUCAUUUUGAUGGCCUGUAGGAGUCCCUGCUGUUGGAAACACAGCUUCGGGCCAAGCCACACCGCCGAGUAAUGUGCACGUUCUACCCGCUCGUGGUGAGGCUGUCCAUUCUGCUGGUGAUCCCGCUAUCAGACCUCGCCGUCUCGCUGUCGGCAGCCACGCCAUGCCACUCGUUGGCGCUAUCGAACGGGCUGAGUCUGCUCCAGUACUGGCUAUACGCCCACCACUACUACACCACAGACAAAAAGCUGUCUCUCUUCUCGUGCUGCUCUUUCUUCAUAUACGCCGUGUCUCUACUUAGCCAGCUGCGGUUCCGCAGAAGAUCCGCCGAUAGGUCCAGUCUAGGUGGCAGUUCGGCCCUUUUCUCGUCGUCCGCACAGGACAUUCCCUCCCGACCACACUCCGGCUCGUCACUCAUAAACAACUUCACAAACUCACUCUCAAACUCAAUCUCCAUCUCUCCAGCACUGACCAGCCUAUCGAAGAGAUCAACCGACCUGCUGCUAUUCAAAAUCGACGACAUCCUAUCUCCUCACAUGCAGUCUUCUCAGCAGCAAAUCCCGGCAAGAAGCGAUCUGCACCCCAUAACCACAAAAGAGAAAGGACCGGCCUACAACAGUUACUCUCCCUCACUCAUCGAGUACCUUCCCACCGGCAGACCUUCCUUGAGAUCAUCUAAAACGUCCCCCAUAAUGGCCACCUUGUUGGCGCUAUCGGCAGUGCCUCCCUCAAACGCUGCCCCUGUUGUCACCCUGAACAGUGCUUCAGCUCACAACUAUAACAUUAGCCCGGUGUUGAACUUCCUUCUUGCAACAUCAAUCAAUUUAGUGAGCAUGCAUGCGUGCUCGCAUUGUUCAACUUUACAUCUUUUCAAAUCACUUGUAACUGGAAUAACUUGGUUGCUGAUCUUGCUAAUGGGUUGCCCCUUCACGCCUGCCCUCCCGAGCACGGUAGUUAUUCUAUUCGAAAAUGAUUUUCUCAUAUUAAUCAACACAAUCAUACCUGCAGUAUCUUUUAUUUUGUGUGCACUAAGGUUCUUCAGCAACAGGUAUACUCCUGAGAAAGGUAACGACAUCAACAUCGACAACUCCCACGGAACCCCUAGCAAACAGAAAAAUAUUGUUGUGUCGUAUAGAACGAUACCAGAUAUUUGAGUUUAUUUCCCUCAUAUACUAUUUAGUCAAAGUAGUUGCAACCAUUUACAAUCAUUUAUUCAUAAUCUUAGAUACAAAGAUAUAAAGCUGUAGAGAGUUUUGUCGAGCUAUACUGGGACCAUUUACGAUCCCCAGACACAAGCAGA
Messenger RNA from Pichia membranifaciens NRRL Y-2026, 1505 nucleotides. RefSeq lists its product as hypothetical. The record is from RefSeq and is a predicted model, not a curated record. Bases 277 to 1359 code for a protein of 360 amino acids. Lineage: Eukaryota; Fungi; Ascomycota; Pichiomycetes; Pichiales; Pichiaceae. The transcript has a single exon.